Molecule: messenger RNA, 786 nt
Organism: Hypoxylon trugodes
Lineage: Eukaryota; Fungi; Ascomycota; Sordariomycetes; Xylariales; Hypoxylaceae
Exons: 2
Coding region: 470-682 (70 amino acids)
Source: RefSeq, a predicted model, not a curated record
GUGAACAAGGCUUAAAUUUUACCACGUUUGAAAUUCGAGUUACCUAAGUACUAAAGCUCAUAUUCACCCGCCUCAUCACAGUCACACAACAUGUGCAUAAUAUCCCUAUCUCAAUUUCGCAUAUGCGUCUACCCAUCGAUCAGUCACUCCUGAUACGAAAAGGAAAAUUGAGAUACUACCACAAAGAAAAAUAUACAUCGCACCGAAGACAAAGCAUCGCGGUAACGGGAAUGAGGACGUCAUGAACACCUAGCCAUCCCAUCACCCACCAUCAUGGCGCACCCGAAGACAAGGACUACGGUCCAGAACUUAUUUCUUCUUGUUGUGGGAAUAUAGUAGAAUAAAGGGAUUACGAUGUGCUUUCCCAAUUGGAUACCUUGAUGGACAAUUUCAAGAACAAUCCAGAUCCCGUCCCAACAUGACAUCUAAGUAGUAUACGAACCCUUAUACAUAGGUGAUCCAGUGAUAUAUGCACUGCCUCAUUGGUGGCAAAGGAAUCGUGAACCACCCGCCCGGGAGCGGGGAGUAUAUCGACGAUACGAACAAGGAAAUGCCAUACCGAAACGUUAAAAAGGUAAAAACGUACAACACCAGGGAUUCGCUGAUCGUCACCGACCCAACUACUAGUCUAGCAAUAUCUAGCUUAUCAAGGGGAGAUCGGACGGGAUCCCGAGCUUUCUAGAUUAUAUGGUCGUACGUGAUAGACCAUUGUAUUGAUUCCGUAUAUAUAUUGUAAAUGUCGACACAUACACGUAAUGUGGAGAGAAAGGGGGUCGAAUAGGGGGG